This is a messenger RNA of Amyelois transitella, 4522 nucleotides long. RefSeq names its product abhydrolase domain-containing protein 2 (gene Hydr2). The transcript is spliced from 7 exons. Lineage: Eukaryota; Metazoa; Arthropoda; Insecta; Lepidoptera; Pyralidae. Gene Ontology annotation, molecular function: acetylesterase activity; monoacylglycerol lipase activity. Gene Ontology annotation, biological process: medium-chain fatty acid catabolic process; steroid hormone receptor signaling pathway; acylglycerol catabolic process. The record is from RefSeq and is a predicted model, not a curated record. Gene Ontology annotation, cellular component: sperm flagellum; sperm plasma membrane. Bases 165 to 1466 code for a protein of 433 amino acids.
AAUUCUUCAAUCAGCCAGUUUCUCUUGUGUCGUGUGAGAGGUGGUUGUUUUUUUCUCUAAUUAAUAUUACUUCCUCUAAAUUUCAGGGAGUGAUAUAUCGUGGCGAUUAUGUAGAUAUUUAUUCUCAUGCUUAAAAGUAUCUCCUAAUAUCUGAGUGCUUAACAAUGUCAACCGUUCUUUUAGCUGUUGUCGCAGUUAUACUGUGUAUACUUUUCCGAAUAUUAAAUGUUAACAGCCAGGCCCAAAAACCAGUGAUUUAUGGAAAGGAUAGAAAUUUUAUUGAGAACAUAUUAUUUAUUUCACCGUUUCUCAAUGAACAAUAUAUACCAACUCGACUGUGGGGCUUUAGCGGUCAUGUUCAGACCAUUCUUCACAGCCUGAUCGGCCGCGUGCGAUGCCCGUGGCCCAUUGGCGGUCGAAUCUCAUUGGUCCUGCCUGAUAGGUCUACACUUACCUACGAUCUGUAUGAACCAGUUGGAUCUGAACAUGAAGAUGACGUGACUGUCGCGAUCUGUCCCGGCAUCGGCAACACGUCGGAGAGCGUGUACAUCCGCACAUACGUCCACUACUCGCAAUGCCACGGCUACAGGUGCGCGGUGCUCAACCACAUCGGCGCUCUCAACAGCGUGCCGGUCACCGGACACAGGAUUUUCUCGUACGGCCACACAGAUGACUACAACUACAUGAUAGAGAAUCUUCUAGAACGAUAUCCUAACACUAAGAUAAUUCUAGUCGGAUUCAGUCUUGGUGGCAAUCUUGUUACCAAAUAUUUAGGCGAGGAUCGGAAGAGGCCCUCUAACAUUAUCGGGGGAAUUUCCAUCUGUCAGGGAUACAACGCGAUUGACAACAUGGUAUAUUUGCUCCAAUGGCAAAACUUCCGUCGCGUGUACCUGUACAUAAUGACAGACAACUAUCGCAACAUCAUAACUCGACACAAGAGGAUGCUUCUCAGUCCGGAUACGAAGAGCCGGUACAACCUGGACGAGAAGGCGAUCGUCUCGGCCGGAACCCUGCCUGAUCUCGAUGAGGCCUAUUCCAGGAGAGUGCACGGAUUUGAAUCGGUGGGCGAUCUUUACAAGUGGAGUUCGUCGUACUUUUACUUGGAGAAUAUAAAGACACCGAUGAUAUUCGUAAAUGCGCGGGACGACCCAAUAGUUCCUGAACCGCUAUUGCCAACUAUCAGGGAGUUUGUCAGUUCACACGACAAAGCCAUGUACCUCGAACUAGCCCACGGCGGCCACCUCGGUUUCUACGAGGGGGGGCUGGUGUACGCCAAUCCCGUGACGUGGCUCGACCGCGCCUUGGUGGGCCUCGCGGGGGGGCUCCUCAUGGCCCACAACAAGUGCCCCCAAACCGCCCACAGCGACAGCGAAGCGAGCGUCUUCCACGACGAACCUGACCUUAUCAAAUCGUCGACCAUCGUUUAUAGAGACCCCUUAGAAAAAGUAAAGCUCACUAAUGUAUAAUAGGCCUAUUUUAUAAUAAUUAUAAGAUUCUGCGCGUAAUAUAAUAUAUGCGGAAGGAGAAUUGUUUUGAAAAACAUAAUUUUAGUUAAUAAUGCUGAAAAAGAACAUUGAAAAGAGAUGAAGCACUUUCAGAAGAACUAUGAAAAACAUUACCAGUGUGAGGAAAAUGAAACGACGGUUCUCUAACCAUACAUAUUACUUACGCAAAUUGAGCGACUCUGUGAGCAACUGAUGAAAGUGUCUGUACAAAAUAAACGGUAUUUACCAAAGCCUAACCGUUCGAAUUUUAUAUGUACUUUUAUUGUUUAGGUACCCAUAUGUAGUGUCUGAAAAUUGUACAGGUACAAUUUUUAGAUAACUACAUGUUUGUUGAGCGAAAUGGCCUCGUUUAGUUAUUUCGUUGUAUUUUGGUCAGUGUGAAUAAAUGAGGUAGAUUUCUGUGAUUAAAAUUUCUUUAUGAAACCCAAGUGUUACAAGUGUUAUUAAAUUUCAAUAUAGAUAGGUACAUUUAUCCACGCUGAUCAAACGGAGAUUAUAAAAUGUGAUAUUUAUUGCAAUUAUGUUAUGUACUUAUCAUAGAAUUCUUAUUUAUUUAAUUAUCUUCGAAUUCUUUUAUUCGUGGGUGCAUAAAAAAUACAAAACAAAAAAAGGAAAUUAAAAAUGUUAAAUUUAGGACAUUUGUAGAAUUUUUAUAUAUUGCAAUAUAAGAUCGGAGAAAAGGUUCUUUUAACAAGUUAAAAUAAAAAAUAUAUAUAUUCAUAUUUUUUAUUGGUCUAUAAAAUUAUUUUGUUAUUUCAGUCUUGUCAACGAAUUAUAAUUUUUCAGAUAUCGACAAGAAAAUUUUCUCCGACCUUAUAUAAAAAAGUUUUGAUAUUUGCUGCAGGCAUAAAUAGUACAUUUAAUUACAUGUUGAUAAUAUAGCAUUCCAUGUAGACGAAUGUUUGAAGUUUCAAGCUCAUUGUCUUGAUUGUGAUGAGAUGAGAUUUCUAAUUGGCUCUGAUGACAAAGCAAGCGACCAACUAAUUUAAUUUGAAAUGUUCAAUUUCUGCCCAAUCUAUUGGAAUAUAGGAGAAACAGAUUCGGUCGUAUCGUUAUUUCAAAUAAAGAUAAAUUAAAUCCCAAUCAUAUAAAUCCCAAUAAUAUAUGAAAAAUUAAAUGUUUUGCCAGGAGCAGUUUGUUUCGAAUGAGAAAACAUUUGACGGCACCAACUGCAGAAAAAGAUCGUCAAUAAUUUUGCAUAGUGUAAAAUUUGAAAAAAUGUUGCUAUGGCCUUAAAAAAGAUAUAUUUUUGCAGUUACUGUUUCUUAGAAGAUUGCCAGUGGGUGUUUAAUGUACCUACUUAGUGUAUAUAUAUAUGCGAAAAUUCCAGUGCAUUUCUUCAUGUGCAUUUUGUUCUUUCAAAGAAAGUUGUAGAACGUGUUUAUGUAUGUAUAUUGUAUAGAUAUUUAACUAAUAAAUAUUGUUAUCCAAAUAAUGUGAUGUUGUUAAGACUGGCGUUUGAUAAGAUGUGCUAUGGUAUGCGACGACUUAAAGAAAAGUACGCCAAUUAGGUAGUUACAUAUUAUUGGCAUUGAAUUGUCGAUGGAAUAAUCCAGUUGAUAUUUUUUCUAACACUUUCUUAACAUAAAGGAUGCCUUCUUGCUAGGACUAGGUGAACGGAUGGAACGGAACUUUUAUACAAUGUGUAAAUAAAGAAUUUUAACAGUGAGGCUUUAUAAAUGUCAGACCUCACGUCCUAGCAGGCGUCACAAUGUGUUCGUAGAGCGUAGCUCUACGAGCGUAGCACUGGGAUAAUAAUAUGCACGACUGAUAUUUUGUUCACAUGGAGAGUUGAGCCAGUACUGAGAUGGACACGCCGUAUUUGUGAACAUCACUCGUAUGAAUGUUGAAUAGGAAAUUGUUUUAUUUCUGCACAAAUUUUAAUUUAUUAAUGUUGUAUUAAAUGUUAAAAAUUUCAAUGCCUCCAAUAAGUGGCAUAAAAGCAAUGCUUCGCUGUCUGAUUAAAAUUACACGAAUGUUAUGUUAAACGAGCUUUGUAGAUGUGUAAUCUCGAACUAUAUUGGAUUAAUAUUAUAAACAACGAUAUACUAUGACCAUAUUUGAUACAAGGUAUAUUUUUGUACGAAAUGAGGCUAGUCUAUUCAAAAUGCCUAAUUGAAAAUUAUAUUCUAGUGUUCGCUCUGCUGUUGUACGAGUUAAUAAUCAAAACUUUGUUCAACGAAUUUAUGCCUUGGUUCAGUUGAACUGAACUCAUGAAGAUGUAUUCAAAUUACAGUUGCCUUUCUUUGUCGAAACAGGUAUUUUUAAUUUACCGUCUUUAAAAAAGAAGGAUGUUUUAAAUUAGAUACUAUUUUUUACAAACUCUGUAUUGCUCGCAUAUCCGAACUCUUAAUCCAUUUUUUUUUGUUUCAAAAUUUGGGAAAGUGACAUUUACCACAACUCAAUUUCUGUUGAAUCUUAUCCAUAUUUAUUUUUUAGAUUGUAUUGUUUUAUUUUAUUCUAAAAUUAUGACAGAUUUCUUUUCGUUGUUAACAUGAAACACAAAUUUUGUAUAAAAAAAUCGUUAGCAGUAAAACACAGUAAUGGUCAAUUGAUUAAUUUCAUUAAAAAUCAAUGACAUCCUGUAGUUUCAAUUUUAAAUUGCGUGAUAAAUGUUGCACUGAUUUAAUGACAAUAUGUAUAAGAAUGAAAGAAAUACAAUUUUUAUAACAAUGCAUACAUGUUAGUAUCUGAUUGUUCUGUUAUAAAGUAGGUAGAUACGUUUUCCCGUGAAAUUCCAACCCGGGCCGGAGCCUUUACAGAUUUAUUUAAACAUAUUGUCUUAGAUAAAACAAAAAGUGUACUGCUUAUGACAUGUAUCGGCAAAUUUAAAUGUACAAAGUUCAAAAUGGACGCACAAAAGGAUACUUAGGUGUUUAUUUCUGCAUUUUCUUAAAAGACUCAAUGGAAAUUUGUUUGUGUUAUGUCCUGCCAUUUUGAGAAGUUAAAUAGCUUGUGAUGAUUUAAGAAGGUAUUCACUUAAAUGUAAUAAAUACUAAUGUGAAAAUGAAACACAA